Molecule: messenger RNA, 5637 nt
Organism: Pundamilia nyererei
Lineage: Eukaryota; Metazoa; Chordata; Actinopteri; Cichliformes; Cichlidae
Product: E3 ubiquitin-protein ligase SMURF2
Exons: 20
Coding region: 416-2746 (776 amino acids)
Biological process (GO): negative regulation of BMP signaling pathway; protein ubiquitination; proteasome-mediated ubiquitin-dependent protein catabolic process
Cellular component (GO): cytoplasm
Molecular function (GO): SMAD binding; ubiquitin protein ligase activity
Source: RefSeq, a predicted model, not a curated record
GUUUUCCUCCCCUGUCCCUGCCUGCCUGCAGUAGAACUGUCUUCACCAUCAUCACGAACAACUCGAGUCCAGGCAGCCCUGGCAGAGCAGACGCCUGUCCGGAUGGAGGACGAGCCUCUCUGUUGACUUGUAUCAGUACUCGUGGCACACGGCAUGAUCUGCAUUUGGAAAUGUAGUUAUUUGCAAUUGUUUUGCGGAAAAGGAGUUCGCGCGGAGAGUGUUAUUCCAGGGAUGUGAUUAUGUUACCUGUUUGUUGCGUGCACAGUCAGCGUGAUUUGCUAUGGUGAUACUACAAGCUAACCCCAAGCUAGCAGAGGGAUUUGUUUGGGAGAUGUCUUUUUGAAAAAGAAGAAGGAAAAAAAACCUAGACGGUGACAAUUUUGUGAAUAUUCGUCAAGCUGGAACACGAAGGGGAAUGUCUAACCAAGGAGUUAGGAGAAAUGGCCCAGUAAAGCUGCGGUUGACUGUUCUGUGUGCAAAGAACCUGGCAAAGAAAGACUUCUUUCGGUUGCCAGAUCCCUUUGCCAAAGUGGUGGUGGAUGGUUCAGGACAAUGCCACUCUACAGAUACUGUGAGAAAUACGCUGGACCCAAAAUGGAAUCAACAUUAUGAUCUAUACAUUGGAAAGUCCGACUCCAUAACCAUCAGUGUAUGGAACCACAAGAAGAUCCACAAAAAGCAGGGCGCGGGUUUCCUGGGCUGUGUACGCCUCCUGUCCAAUGCCAUUAACAGACUCAAAGACACGGGCUAUCAGAGACUUGACCUGAAUAAACUGGGCCCAAAUGACAAUGAUACUGUGAGAGGACAGAUAGUAGUAAGUCUUCAGUCCAGAGAUCGCAUCGGUUCUGGAGGACCAGUGGUAGACUGCAGUCGUCUAUUUGACAAUGACUUACCUGACGGCUGGGAAGAGAGGAGGACGGCCUCUGGAAGGAUACAGUACCUGAACCACAUCACACGCACCACACAAUGGGAGAGGCCAACCAGACCAGCAUCAGAGUACUCCAGCCCAUCAGGGCGUCCAUUGAGCUGCGUGGUGGAUGAAAACACCCCAGUGAUGACGCCCGUUAAUGGGGCAGAGGCGAGUGGCCCUCCGGGCGAACAGCGAAUCCAGGAGCGAAGGGUUCGAUCGCAGCGGCAUCGUAACUACAUGAGUCGAACACACCUACAUACGCCGCCAGAUUUGCCUGAGGGUUAUGAACAAAGAACAACUCAGCAGGGCCAAGUUUACUUCCUCCAUACACAGGCUGGAGUCAGCACAUGGCAUGAUCCCCGGGUGCCCAGGGACUUAAGCAAUGUAAACUGUGAGGAGCUUGGCCCACUGCCACCCGGCUGGGAGAUCAGAAACACUGCCACCGGCCGUGUCUACUUUGUUGACCACAACAAUCGAACAACACAGUUCACAGACCCACGGCUGUCUGCUAACCUGCAUCUAGUGCUCAACAGCCCAAGUCCAAAUGGUUCCCGUGUGGCCAUGGACAGCCAAAACACUAACCUCAGCCAUCCGACUCAGUUAAAGGAACAGGUUGCUCCUGGUGGCCCUCAGCAAGCCCUGUCCCCAGCCCAGUUACCAGAAGAGGCAGAGUGCCUGACGGUUCCCAAGUACAAGAGAGACCUGGUGCAGAAGCUGAAGAUUCUGCGACAGGAGCUUUCUCAGCACCAACCCCAGGCCGGCCAUUGCCGCAUUGAGGUCAGCCGUGAGGAGAUCUUUGAGGAGUCGUACCGGCAGGUGAUGAAGAUGCGGCCGAAAGAUCUUUGGAAGAGACUCAUGAUCAAGUUUAGAGGAGAAGAGGGGCUGGAUUAUGGCGGGGUAGCAAGGGAGUGGUUGUACCUGCUGUCCCACGAGAUGCUGAACCCUUACUACGGCCUGUUCCAGUACUCUAGAGAUGAUAUCUACACUCUACAGAUUAACCCGGACUCUGCUGUCAACCCAGAGCACCUGUCAUACUUCCACUUUGUGGGUCGCAUCAUGGGCAUGGCAGUGUUUCACGGCCACUACAUUGACGGAGGCUUCACUCUGCCCUUCUACAAACAGCUGCUAGGAAAACCGAUCACGCUGGAUGAUAUGGAAUCCGUCGAUCCAGACCUACACAACAGCCUCGUCUGGAUUUUGGACAAUGACAUCACUGGUGUCCUGGACCACACUUUCUGUGUGGAGCACAAUGCUUAUGGAGAAAUCAUCCCACAUGAACUCAAACCCAACGGGAAGAGUAUCUCUGUGACAGAAGACACCAAGAAAGAAUAUGUGAGGUUGUAUGUGAACUGGCGUUUCCUUCAUGGCAUUGAGGCUCAGUUUCUGGCCCUGCAGAAAGGCUUCAAUGAGGUUAUCCCACAACAUCUGCUCAAAUCCUUUGACGAGAAGGAACUAGAGCUGAUUGUGUGCGGCCUGGGAAAGAUAGACAUCGCCGACUGGAAGUCAAACACCCGCCUGAAGCAUUGCACCCCUGACACCAACAUUGUCAAGUGGUUUUGGAAAGCCGUGGAGUCGUUUGACGAGGAGAGGAGGGCCCGAUUACUGCAGUUUGUUACUGGCUCAUCUAGAGUCCCGCUGCAAGGCUUCAAGGCUUUACAGGGCGCUGCAGGGCCCAGACUCUUCACCAUUCAUCAGAUUGAUGCCAACACCAAUAACUUGCCCAAAGCCCAUACCUGCUUUAACCGGAUCGACAUUCCGCCCUACGAGAGCUAUGAUAAACUGUACGACAAGCUACUGACGGCAAUCGAGGAGACGUGUGGCUUCGCAGUGGAAUGAGAGCCAUCUUGUAGAGUGUUUUUGUGUAUGAACGAGUGUAACUGUGCAGGACUAUAGUGACUAUUUCUGACACUGUGACGCGCCAACAGGUUCGCUCGGAGCCUGAUGCGCGUGUCCAGCCUACAGUCUUCCUCUUCUCUCACCACCACGGUCCACACUCUUCCCUUAUCGAUGCGUUUGAACAGCUGCUAUAGAGUCCUCCCUCUGUCAUCGUCAGCAUCUUAGAAAAUUCCCCCCAGACAUUUAGCAACCAUUAGUCUUUGUUUCUUUAUUUUGCUGUUUUUACUGACUGAUGCAUGUCAUGCUACUGAAUCUUUAAUACUGCAGGUAGCCAUAUACAUUUUUUUUUUUUUUUUUAAACCAUAGUAGCCAUCUUAACCUCAGCAUAUAUAACACCUUCCGAUCCUCGUGGAGCUGUUGCUCCUGAUCUCGUAGGAGUGUCACGACUUCAUCCUACCUCGAUGUCCUGCUUCGAUAUCGAUAGGGUUUCAUUUCAAAAUGCUAAAGGUCAUAAUUUAGGCAGUUAAGAGUCAGAAAAGAUCAUCUGUGGGCCAUAAUUAGUUAGAUUUUUCGCACCAGCAGUAAUUUUGUACCUGUUAGGUCAUUUCGUGUCAUUUUGAAGUGGAACUUGUCACAGAUGAUUCGGGCGUAGGUCCUCGUGUUUCGUGGCGUUUUCGAGGGUCGAACUCUGGCGGUGAAGGAUUCUCAAUCAUGUUUUCUCCGUAAAUCGCUGCAGUCGUGUAAUGAUGCUUGUCUGUGUGUUUCUGCAUGUGUACAAGGAAAAGUAGCCAUGUCGCAGUCGCCCUUCAUCUCCGGUUCACCUUUCUUUUUCUCCCUGCUCUCGUUCACACGUUUGUCUCCAGCAGCAUGCCUAUUUCUUUCUUCUGUUUUUUUUCUGUCCGGACAAGCUUGCCUCAGCCCACUUAAUGUCAAAGCAUAUGUGAAAAGAGCACAUCUGUCCACGGGAUGAGGCUCGGCGAAAAGCUGUUGAGGGCAGUUGCUCGUUAACAGUCACAUCAUCAGUUUAAACAGGCAGAAGUAUUCCUCUCUCUCGUUCUCUCGUUCUCGCGUCACUUUAGAGCACUUUACAAACUGAGCGGUAAUGGCAGGAGUGCUUUCUUCACAUUAGAUUGAAAUAUAUCACGUUUCAUUUGCUAUACAACUACAUUUGAAAUAGAGUAAAAAGUAUCUUAUACACCUGUAAUUUUUAAGUAUAUAUGUACAAAUACAUAGCUAUUUUGUAUAUUGUUGCUUGUUCUUUCUGUUCAGUUUAAAUGCAAGCAUGUUGAUGUCUGUCACAGACCUCUUUGCAUUCUCAGGUGAAGUUGUCCUUUAUUUUUUAAUUAUUUUUUUUUAAAUUUUACAUUAGGCUAGUAUGUGAGGAGGGGAUACAACUGUAUAUGGGGGCCCUUUCUUUAAACCUUUAUUAGUGUAAACCUAGCAGUUUAAAGUGACGUUUUCUUGUGGUCUUUCACCGUCACUUCUUAACAAACAUACGUUGUCACAGGAGACCACAGUUGCUGCUCUGGAGGUCUGGUAGCACAGACAGCGGUGUGAUUUCACACGUUGCAGGAGCGAUCUGUUCGGCGACAUUCAUUGUUUUUCUGUUUUUUGUUUCUGUGAUCUUAAGAGCUGCAAAUGCUGGAGUUUCACUGCUGCUGAGCUCCUGGGUGCUACAUGGUGAAAAUGUUUAACCAAAAUGAAAAGUCACUGAAAUACUAGAGGCGACAGCGAGAAGCAUCUCCAUCAGCAAAGCCUCCAUCCAUCCAAAAAGAAAACAGGCAAACAAAAACCACACACUGCAUGAAUGGAUGCUUGAGAUUAAAGGAUAUUUAUUUGCAUAAAUUUUCCUAUUAGCAAACUUUUUGACUUGGAAAGAAUCUAAUAAAUGUUCUUUACUUUUUUUUCUUUUUCUUUUUUUAAAUUUUAUUGUUGUUGUUAUAUGUAAUCUGCAUUUACUUGCAGCCAUCGGUGGUUUAUUAGCAGACACCCCUCGCAUCGUAAACCUUCUUUUUUUCUUUUUUUUUAAAAUAAUUCUAUUUUUGUUCAUCACGAGACAAAACAAAUAAAAGUGAGUACAUUGAAAUUGUGGUCUUUGUCUAGUUACAGAUAUAUUCACUGAUUUUUAUCUUUGAUAAUUUUACUGGAAAAUGCAUUACAAGUUUAUGGGUUUUUUUGUUUUUUUGCACACAUUAUGCAUACUUGGACUCCAAGUUAUAAUCCAACACUUCCUUCUAUUUACCAAAUAGUUAUUGGACUAAAUAUUUUUCUUUAUGUAGAUGACAUAUAUAGACUCACAAGUAUGUUUGUUCAGUGCACAAAGUCCGCAUCUGGUCUUUGUUGCCGCCUUUGCUUUUUCCGGACGGUUUGGUCUUCCGUACAAAAGCUGUCGGGGCUGAGUGCUUCCAGACGAGGUGAAAAUGCUCUCUCCCUCCUGUUAAGCAGCCAAAUUAAUCAGACCGUCUGAACAGUUUUACAGAUGAUUGUUAACCUUCUGAAGCAACAUCUGCGAUUUAUAAAAGUGCAAACUUAAAUCUGAUUCUGGUUGAUAUUGUGCACUUAAAAAAAAUCAGCUGGUUUAAAAACCACAACAAGUUAGUGUUCGGCAGACUCCUCUCCCCUUUAAUUCCUGUGUGUGUGUGAGCGAGUUAAUGAUUUUUGGUGGAAUUCAGUACAAAAAAAGAACUUUUUUUUUUUUAAUGCACCAUGUUUCCUUUUGAAUCCUGUUUUUGUAUUUAUUAUUACAGUAUAUGUUUGCAUAGUUUUUAACAUCAGCUGCUCUGUGAGUUUGUAACUGACACCUGUACAUAAAGACAAUAAAGAAGCAAAGUUAUAAACUUCUUGUACCCUUGCAGAAAGCUGAGCAAUAAAACUGUGCUGUUUGGACCUAA